Molecule: messenger RNA, 1195 nt
Organism: Scophthalmus maximus (turbot)
Lineage: Eukaryota; Metazoa; Chordata; Actinopteri; Pleuronectiformes; Scophthalmidae
Gene: ponzr1
Product: plac8 onzin related protein 1
Exons: 4
Coding region: 225-854 (209 amino acids)
Source: RefSeq, a predicted model, not a curated record
GAGAGAGAGGGAGAGAUAGAGAGAGAGAGAGAGAGGGAGGGAGAGAGAGAGAGAGGGAGAGAGAGAGAGGGAGGGAGAGAGAGAGAGAGAGAGGGAGGGAGAGAGAGAGAGCAGCCCUCUUCCCCCACGAGAUCGUCGCCUGUCGCAUCGGAGAGGAGAAGGAGCCGUUCCUGUCCGUCCGCCUUCCAAACGUUUUCUUCGUUCCUGCCUCGUGUCCUCCAGCCAUGGACGUCAAACAGCAGCCGCCGGCCGACUACCAGCAGCCGCCGGCCGACUACCAGCAGCAGCCCCCCGCCUACCAGCAGCAGCCGGGCGCCUACCAGCAGCAGCCGGGCGCCUACCAGCAGCCGCCGGGCGCCUACCAGCAGCCGCCGGGCGCCUACCAGCAGCCGCCGGGCGCCUACCAGCAGCAGCCGGCCGUCUACCAGCAGCAGCCGGCCGUCUACCAGCAGCCAGCCCCUCAGCCAGCAUACAGCCCGACCCAGGUGGUGACGGUGACCACCACCAACACCCAAAGCCGUGGGACCUGGAGCACCGGCAUGUGCGAUUGCUGCUCUGACAUGGGCACCUGUUGCUGCGGUCUUUGGUGUUUCCCCUGCAUGCAGUGUCAGACGGCCAGUAUGAAUGGCUGGUGCUGCUGCAUGCCAUUAUUGGACGCCUGCUGCGUGGUGUCCUGCUUACUCCGUUCCUCCAUCAGAGAGCGCCACGGCAUCCCUGGCUCGUGCUGCGACGACUGCUGUAAGCUGUACUGGUGUUUUCCGUGCGUCUGGUGCCAGAUGAACCGUGAGCUGAAGAUCAGGGGCAAAGGGCAGGGCCCUACCUCCGUGGUCACCACGCAGAUCAUCAGUGGAUAGGACGCCACCGCCGAGAAACAUGACGAUAGGUCAUAGCAACUGCUUGUUACCGUUCUUAUUUUUGUAAAGACAAAAGAAAAAUAAACAAAAGGUUUUGUUAUGUUGUCAAUGUUCGAUGGGAGACAAAGGAGAAGCCCACAGCAAAGAUUGAGAUGUUUUGAUUCCACUUUUAUAUCAUUGUGUAGUUCUUUUAUAUAAUGUCACACGAUACAAUGUCGUGUCAGCUUCUUUCUUUUUUUUGCCUUCAUUUCCUGCUGUCGCACCUUCAAGUUUAAUCUGCGUUAAAGAAAUCUGAACAACCUGUACCUUGUCCAACCACAAUAAACAUUCCUUUUACAUCA